AUGAUAAAACAAAAACUAAUCACAUUUGAGAGAAUAAUAAAAAGAGAAGAAGAAAAGAAGAGAAUAAUCAACACCAUCAAUUCUCAGAAGGCGUUGCUUGUUGUUGCCUUUGCUCUCCCAUUCAUGACUGUCUAUAACAGCAUCUCACUAACAAUAUUCAGAGGGGGAAUUUUGACAUUCCGUACAAGGGGCAUGGAUGUGAGGUUAGGGCAGUCUGAUUUUCUCAAUUUCGAAAGAAGAAGAAAUGAUGCUGGUAGGGAAGGGAAGAAUAUUGAUGUGGUUAUUGAUGAGUACUCAUUUAUGCCAUUUUCUAUGUAUAUGCUGAAGCACAAGGACCUUAAGAGCAGGGAGAUGAGUAAAUAG
Molecule: messenger RNA, 363 nt
Organism: Dovyalis caffra
Lineage: Eukaryota; Viridiplantae; Streptophyta; Magnoliopsida; Malpighiales; Salicaceae
Source: the annotation of a GenBank genome assembly